Helobdella robusta is the source of this 5010-nucleotide messenger RNA. RefSeq lists its product as hypothetical. Gene Ontology annotation, biological process: L-arabinose metabolic process. The record is from RefSeq and is a predicted model, not a curated record. The coding region runs from base 1 to 5010 and encodes 1669 amino acids. The transcript has 21 exons. Gene Ontology annotation, molecular function: alpha-L-arabinofuranosidase activity. NCBI's taxonomy places the organism in Eukaryota, Metazoa, Annelida, Clitellata, Rhynchobdellida, Glossiphoniidae.
AUGCGCAAAUUUUGCAUUCUUCAAGAGAAACAUCGUGGGGACUGUACGCCAAGUGACGGAGUGUACACAGGCACUAUGAACGUAUCAGCGUCUGGAAAACCAUGCUUUCCAUGGCUAUACAACGGGCCAAUAUGCUCCAAGGGCAUUGAAGGCGUUGAUUUGACGAAGACACACAAUUUUUGUCGCAACCCUGCUGAGCCAGCCGCCUGCCAUCACGACAAACCGUUCUGUUAUUUGGACGCUUCUAAUAACGAAUGGGAGUUUUGUGACCUGCCUACCUGUGGUUUUAAGCCACCAGCAACUUGCAUGGAGGCCCUAGGUAUGGGAGAUGGUCGAAUCAUUGAUGAAAAGAUAUUCUCUCCGUCAAGUUAUAAUUUUGAUUUCCUACCCCAGCGUGCCAGGCUCAAUGAAACAAAUCAAGCGGCGUGGAUAGCGAGUUAUAAUUACCCCCACUUCACCUACUUGUCCGUCGAUCUUACGUACCCUUACACCAUCACAAAAAUUGCCAUGGCUGGACACAGUCACUACUACAUCACAAAAUUCAAGGUCAUGUAUUCCAUUGACUCGUAUUUGUGGCAUUUUUAUGGUACCGACGAAGACGACGCUGCACUGGCUCACGAGUUCGAAGGAAAUCAUGGCGGAUAUGACGUCAAUGUUGUAUAUUUUGAGAAGCAAUUUCAGGCUGUCUUUGUAGUCAUCAUUCCAACAGCGUAUAUAAAUUUGCCCUCCAUAAGAAUGGAGAUAUAUGGAUGCCUUUCUCUAACGACUGUUCCUGGAAAAGCUAACACGUACUGGGCAGCAGUCAAUAACCCGUACGUGAUCAAAACACCAAUAGUGCUGACUGCUGAAACAACGCUCCAAAUCGAUGCUGACGUUAAAAUUGUAUUUGCUGAUAAAUCUGCCUCACUCACUAUUUCAGGUUGUUUGGAACUGGAGAGCAUUGAAGGUUUAGAAGUUCAAAUGCUGUCGAACAACAUUCUGAGCUACCGCACAACUUUGGAUUAUUUUGAUAACAACCGACCUUUUUGGCAAGGAGUCAUUUUUCCCGCAGACAAUUCGGCUUGCAACAACAUGAAUUUGAAACAUUUAUUCGUCCGUGGAGCCGGCAUAAGAGCAAGCAUGAAAAAUGUGAAUUGGGAGGGGUUCAUUGUCACAAACAGUUGGCUAGCACUUUCAUUCUCUAACAACGAAAACAUAAAUUUAACGAACUGCGUUAUCAAAAGCAAUGAGUACGGUGUUGAAAUGCCUCGCGCGCAAACAACUUUCAUCGAAUCUUCAAAAUUCAUCGACAACAAUAACGCAGGCAUUAAUGUUGGAUAUUCCAAUCAUUUCUCCGCAUUUCUUUUAUCCAUCUCCAACACAAUACUUCAAAACAACGAUUACGGCAUUUUCGCGCAAUAUUCUUCAGCUUGGUCAGUAACUGUCGACAUACGAAUAACAAACUGUUUAUUUAAAAAUCAUCGGAGCAAAGGAGUUUUUUUAAACCUAAUGUAUAUGUUUGAAGCGAACAUUGUCAUAGAAUCAACAACGUUUGUAGCCAGUGAAUUUUUUUUGUAUUCUGAUCAGACACCAAGUUCAUUGAGGAUAUCAAACUCCCUGUUUAGCGAGUACAAAAAAGCAACAGCCGCUCUAUACUUGGGUAAAUGUUUGAAGACUCUGACUGUUGUGAAUUGCUCGUUUAUCAAUAACUCAUGGAAAACCUUGCUCAUCGAAAUUAAUAAUAAUUGCCCUGAACUUGCUGUUAACAUUAGUCAAUCAAAAUUUACAAACAACGUUGGUUCCGCUUGUUUGCAAGCGAAUUUGUUUUCAAGAUCUGUCGUUAGAAUUGAUUCUAACAUAUUUGCAAACAAUUCGGUUGAUUGGGUAGUCACGUUUAAUGUACCGAGCGUAUAUGUUGUGACGCUAUCUAACAACCAACUGAUCAACUUUAAUUCUCCUUACGAGGUCGCCUGCCAUGCACCAUACAAUGCCGGACUAUCUUACAAAGCCGAUUUAAAUUACUGGGGAACGACAGAUGCUAAAAACAUUUCAGAUCGUAUAUUUGAUUUCUAUAAGGACUCCAGCAAAUCUUUCAUCCAAAUUUCAUCAAUUCUAAAGAAUGAAUUCACCGACGGUUCGCUCACCUUACCACUGAGAAGAUUUUCAACGCAGAAUGGAACAGCAGGAGGUUUCCUAGACGGCAAUAUAACUUUGCAACCUUCAUUAGCUGGCAAUGAAUUAAAUGUAGCAAGUAGCAUUUAUGUUAGUAAUGGCUCAUGUUUGAUAAUUCAAGGUCCGCUGACUUUGAAAUUCAAAGCCCAAAUUGGUCUGGUAAUAGAAGGUGGUUGUUUACAAAUUAAUGGCAACGUAACCCUGACGUCUUUCGAUAAUUAUAAAUGGAAUGGAAUAAAGUUAUCAAACAGCGUUGGUACUAUGAUGAAAAAUGUUCAAGUCAGUGAAACGCCUCUAGCCAUUGAAGCUGUCAAUUCACCUCUAAACGUAUACGCUUCGACAUUUAAUGCCAACACUUUCUUAAAAGUGUAUGGCCAAACUUCAAUUGAAGUUUUUCUGGAGCAAGAUAUAGUUAUUCAAAAUUCUUUCCUGAAGUCUGGUUGGGAUUGUCUUGGUGUUAACUGGGCAAACAUUCUCAAUUUGAAGGCGACUAACAACACCAUAAAUUGUUUAAGAUACACUCUGCACAUCGAUAACUUAUAUACAUCAGAAAACGCUAUAAAAUUUACGGGUAAUAACAUACUUUCGGGAUGUUUCUACAUUCAUUUGCGGAACCCUAAAUUGAUUGAUUUAAGUGGAAAUGACAUAAAAUCGCAACUAACGCACUGUGCUUAUUUAUUAGAUUUCCAAUUGUUUAACAAUUACAAUGCAUUUGACCCGAUCAUGAAUGGCAACGUGAAGAUAGAGAACAACGCUUUCAGAGAUAUUUCUGGUGUCAGGGCUGAUUCAGCAGUUUUAAAUCUGAUGUGUUUCGGUUAUUAUGCUCCUGAAUACGUAUAUGCAAUUUAUUUAAGAAAUAAUAUUUUUGAGAGGAACGAUGUAACAUCAGUCUUAUCAACAAAUUGUCUCGGGUUAACAUCCAAUCGCAACGUUUUAAACAAUCCAAGUUCUGAUUAUGAAAUGAAAAUAUUGAGAGAAUUUUCGAAUCAACAUCCACUGCCUAUUUAUUUUGUAAAAAAUUAUUGGGGCAACGUUUCAGAUCCUAAGUUAAGAGUUUUUGAUAAAUCAAAAAGUCCAAGUUUAGUUGAAACAAUACUUACACCCUGGUUCGGAGAUUCCAAUAUGACUACGUUAAUAACGCAAACAUCAUCUUUUGAAAGAGGAAAUGGCCAGAUCGGAGGCAUAUUGGAAGAAGAUUUUGUGCUUACCUUGAAAAAAUCGCCCUACUCAGUUAUUGAGGAUAUUACAAUUCCUCUUAGUAUAACAUUGACAGUAGAACCAGGGGUCAAAAUGAACUUUUUGUCCGGCGGAAUCAUAGUGAAAGAUUGGGUAAUUAAAAAAGAGAGGAAUUGGUGGUCGAUGUUUUACAAGAAUACCUGGUUUGUUGUAAGUUUGAAUGAAAAUUCAAAUAAAAAGUUUACCGGUGACAUGUUAUGCCAGGAGGCAGGCUAUAGAGAGUCAAUCAGUCAAACUGCCUUCGAUUGCAAUUCGCUUUCACUUGAAGAACAAAUGUUUGUCCCACCGUGCACCAACAACACCGGCCAAUUUCAGAGAGUUGUACUGGAGUGCAACAGUCAGAAUGUGUUCUCCAUCCAGGAAUGUAGUGUUAGCAUCAAUCAAGCCAGUCUGCAGUUUUAUAACAUAACGUGUCUCGACUUCUUGCCAAAACAAACUGAUAAAUAUGUGAGAGUGACAACUAAAUCUGGCAAAAGACUGGCAGUGUCAUCGACUGACGACAUUAUCCUGGAGUCAGAAAGUUCCAAUGGGGAUGAUAUCUUCGUCAAAAUUACCCCAUGCUUACUAGCAACCGAUAUCAAAUGUUUUUCAUUGAUGUCUUACAAUAGGCCAGGGUGGUUUAUAAGAAAAAAUGGAGAAUCGUUAGUUUUAGACUUCCAAAACAAUCUAAGACGUGCUGAUGAAUUUAAUAUGGAUGCAUCUUUCGUUUCAAUAUCCUCCAUCAAUCCAUCAGAUGUUGAUUAUAUGUCUUUGAAAGUUUUGUCUUCCUCUGCUCCAGCUGGCAGCGUGAUAUUCAGAGAAAACGAUACAUCGUCGUCAAUAGUCUUAGUCUCAUCUUCGGAUGCCUUGGUCGCCAGUAGUCAGAGCUUCUUCAGUUUCAAAAUAAAUGAAUGGAAGGAAUCGCUUUCAAAGAGAAAAAAACGUGCAGUUGAUAAACAAUCUAUACUCAAUAAUGUUGUAAUAAAAAACCCAAAUGUUGGCAUAUCGAUCCAAGGCAAGUUGCCAAUUUUGAGAAAUAUUGAAAUUGUCAACAGUAUUUCUCAUGCUCUUCAAAUCUAUGGCAUCGCAACUGGCCAACUGAACAUUGAAAAUUUCAAUUCAAUUGAUUCCGGAGGGUCGGGGAUUGUUUUCAAUUUAGCUGAUUAUUCAAAAGAUUUUCAAUGUUUUAUAAUAAAUUGCGCAUUCGUUAACGCAAGAGGACAAUCGAUACAAUGGUCUGGACGUGGAAACCUCCACGUGGAAAAAUCAAAUUUUUUAAAUCUCUCAACGACUGCCAUUGCUAUGCGGUCCCGAGGAGAUGCAAUCAGUUCGUCUAAAGCUGCAGUCAAGUCGUCUCUAUUCACGGGAAAAUCCGUUCAAAUUGUUUUAAGUUUUAUUGGCAUGGAAUUUAAUCAGCAAUUGUUUCAGUAUUUUCAGGUUUUACUUGAAAAUAACAGUUUCAUUGAAUUGACGCAGGCCUAUAGCGAUUAUAUGAUAUACAUGGCAUAUUUAACAGCAGAUAUAAAAGGGAACCAAUUCGUUGACUGUACUUUCAGUCGCGUUCUAUAUCUUUCACCUAUCAGUCAAGUCAAUAUGUGUUCAUUGAUGUUAGAUGGAGACGGUUUGAGGGCAGUCCAAAAAUAA